Bombus pyrosoma is the source of this 1862-nucleotide messenger RNA. RefSeq names its product odorant receptor 4-like. The record is from RefSeq and is a predicted model, not a curated record. The coding region runs from base 16 to 1221 and encodes 401 amino acids. NCBI's taxonomy places the organism in Eukaryota, Metazoa, Arthropoda, Insecta, Hymenoptera, Apidae. Gene Ontology annotation, biological process: detection of chemical stimulus involved in sensory perception of smell; sensory perception of smell. Gene Ontology annotation, molecular function: olfactory receptor activity; odorant binding. The transcript has 5 exons. Gene Ontology annotation, cellular component: plasma membrane.
UCGAAGCGUCCAACCAUGGAAAAUAUAUCUGCUCUAACGAAGGCGGAAGAGGAUAUGAAAUACGCAACGAGAUUCGUAAAACCAAUUUUAGGCAUAGUUGGUGCGUGGCCUGUUUCAUCUUCCUCCUCUUCCUUCUCGAAAAUUUUAGCAAAAAUAGAACACAUCCUGACGUAUUUCUUGUUUCUCUUACUAAUGGUGCCGACCCUUAUGCACGUGUUUCUGAAAGAGACAAAUAACAAAAUUAGACUGAAGCUCAUGGGACCGAUUAUCAACUGCAGCAUGCAAUUUUGCGCAUAUACAAUCCUUUUGUGUCAAGCGAGUGAGAUCCAAAAUGGUUUGAACGUGAUAAAGCAAGAUUUGAUAACAGCCACGGAAGAGAACCGAUUGAUUUUCCGCUCGAAAGCGAAGAUCGCGAGAAGAGUAGUGUUAACCGUUGCCAUUACCAUGUACGGAGGUGGUUUAUGCUAUAGGACUGUUCUUCCUAUUCUUAAAGGAACUAUCGUCACUCCUGGCAAUAUUACUAUAAGACCAUUGCCCUGCCCGAGUUAUUUCCUAAUUCUCGACGAACAAAAGUCUCCAAAUUACGAAAUAUUGUUUGUACUGCAAGUUAUGGCUGGAUUUGUUAUUUACGCAGUUAUUAGUGGUUCCUGCGGUCUUUCUGCUCUUUUUGUUCUGCAUGCGUGUAGCAUGCAGAGGAUCUUGGUGGACAAGAUGAAGGCUCUGGUGGAUAUGAGGGACAUGUCUGACACGAUGGUCCAACGGAGGAUCAUGGAUAUCGUUGAACAUCAGACAAAGAUAAAAGGAUUUUUAAAGAACAUUGAAACGAUUACACAGUACGUUUGUUUGUCCGAAAUGAUUUGCGGCACCAGCCUGGUUUGUCUUGUAGGAUAUUAUAUCGUCAUGGAGUGGGAGAAUAAUAAUGCCACUGCGGUUUUGAUUUAUAGCACGAUACAAAUAUCGUGUACCUUUUCUGUCUUUAUUCUCUGUUACAUUGGCCAACUUCUCGUAGACGAAAACCACAUUGUUGGACAGGCAUCAUACAUGAUCAACUGGUAUUACCUCUCGAGGAAGCAUAUGCGUUCUUUAAUACUAAUUAUCGCUAUGUCUAAUUACCCAAUGAAAUUGAUGGCUGGUAAGAUGGUCGAAAUGUCUCUAGCUACGUUUACUGACGUCAUGAAAAUGUCAAUGGGAUAUUUAAACAUUCUACGGAACGUCAUCUAGAGAUCUUAUUACGAUACUCAUGAUACAUCCGCAAGAAAUACUAUACAUAUAUUCCCAAAAAUUACGAAGGAACGUAUCUUCGACAGUAACACUGUUCUAGUUUUGGAAUAAAUAUUAAUCAGAGGUUCAAUCACGUAUUCUUGUCUCUUCAUCCUCACACGAUAGAUACAUUUUUUCACGCCAUAUUCGAUCGAAAUUUCGCUCGAGGUUUCAUGGACAUCCAAAAAGUCAUUUACCGUGGCAUUGAAAAGAACAAAUAUUCUUUAACCGUAUCCAUGAGUGAAGUAUCCAUGAACUAUGUUUCCAAGAUCGAAACAACGCUUAGUUCACAACCUCCUACAGUGCACUGUAAAAUACGGUAAUUAUAUGUUUGUCCCUCGUCGUAUGAUUUCCUGUAACGUUUUCGCAAAAAUAUCCAUUUCGAAACUUGUCAUUGUCGAUAAGUGCGGCCCAGCAACGAAACGCGUGGGACCAAGCAAAACUUUUCCAUUCGACCAGUUGUCAAUGGGACUCAACACAUCAGCCCCCGAUGUCCGACGAUGAACGCGGUAAAGCUCAUGGUCGUGGAGAAAUCUCGCAAUCCAAAUUACAAAGACGAUCUGAAUUUCCAUGUACGAUACAACGUGUGGACAUUUAGAACG